Molecule: messenger RNA, 1218 nt
Organism: Penicillium robsamsonii
Lineage: Eukaryota; Fungi; Ascomycota; Eurotiomycetes; Eurotiales; Aspergillaceae
Product: Male sterility NAD-binding
Exons: 1
Coding region: 1-1218 (405 amino acids)
Biological process (GO): long-chain fatty-acyl-CoA metabolic process
Cellular component (GO): peroxisome
Molecular function (GO): alcohol-forming very long-chain fatty acyl-CoA reductase (NADP+) activity
Source: RefSeq, a predicted model, not a curated record
AUGGACAUCGAAUGGUUUCGAGGACAAGUCGUCUUCCUCACGGGAGCAACUGGGAAUCUUGGCGGCUGUCUGUUAUAUAAGCUAACCAUUCAACUUCCAACCGCUAAAAUAUUUGUGCUGGUGAGAGGGUCUGUUCAAAAGGCAAUCGAAUCAUGGGAGCAGUCGAUGCCAGAGCAAGUAGAGGAGAUCAUUGCUACUUGCAAAAUCCAGUUCUUCCUCGGUGACAUGACCCAGCCUAGCCUCGGUCUCUCACCCGGGAAUCUAUCACGCCUUCAAAAUGAAACUACGGUGGUUAUCAAUGCUGCUGGUGACAUCGCUUUAUCUCGAGAUCUUCCUGAGACUAUACCGAUCAAUUGCACUGCCCAUCUGACACUAGCUGGUCUACUGGAAAGUCUCACUCAACUGCAACGCUUCCUUCACAUAUCAACUACAUAUGUCUCCAGCUUUCUCCCGGACGGCGUGGUCAAGGAGCAAGUUUACCCUCUAUACAAAGACCCGGUAGAAGAACUAGGCAAUAUUCUCAUCACAGGAAAGUCUUCCUAUACGAAAGAAUUCGCGGCUCCCUAUUCAUUGGCCAAACACCUGGCUGAAUGUUUGCUUCUGAGCGGCGACCACAAAUUCCCCAUCCUCAUCAUGCGACCCUGUCUUAUAUCACCGGCAAUCGAGGAGCCCUACCCGCUCUAUGGCAGCGAUGGCGCCAUACCCAUACAUUCUUUCAUCCAGAUACUACUAGGAGACUCAGAAUAUGGGCCUCUGAAGCUCGAGCAAACACUACCUUCACACGCAGCCUGCAAUGAGAUCCCAGUUGAUCUCGUGGCUCGUACUUGCCUGGCCCAUGUUGCCCAAGGAACGACGGGUGUGGUCCACGCCAGCGCCGAUUUGUACGUCUCACGAACAAUUGGGGAGUUGCUCGAGCGGAUGCGGCGCCACGCGCCAGAGGGAGCGGUCGAGCAGGUACGCAAGGCCGGGAUUGAUCACGGAGAAGUCACGGCUCCCGAGUUUUACACCAUGAUCCAGCAAUUUGCACGAGACUGGAAGAUUGAAUGUACGCGAUCUACUCAUUUGAAGCAGGUGGCGGGUCCAUUGGGACUUGACCUCGGCAACCAUGACCCAGAAAUAUUCUUCAAGCUUCGUAUUGAGCGACUGGCUAAGACUCUUCUGGAAAAGCUGGAAACUGCUAGUAUGGCAAGCAACAAGGUCUAUCCGAAUAUUACUUGA